Molecule: messenger RNA, 1076 nt
Organism: Brassica oleracea var. oleracea
Lineage: Eukaryota; Viridiplantae; Streptophyta; Magnoliopsida; Brassicales; Brassicaceae
Source: RefSeq, a predicted model, not a curated record
AGAAAGAAAGAACAAAUACUUAUCUCUUUUUGUUAUCUCUUGUCUGAGUUUAAAAAAAAAUGGAUCCUACUUCGAAUGAUCAUCAAGAGUUUGAACAAGUCGAAGCUAUUGAUGAUCUUCUCGAAGAUUUCUGGUUCUUUGAUAACUUACUUGGUAGAAGAUCAACAAUCUUGAGGUACUGUCAUUCAGAUCCUUACCCUUUUUCUCCUUCUUCUACUCAUCCCAAAACAGAAGUCUUAAUUGGAGAUUCCGUUUCGGAGAAGAAGCUUCUAGAAGCUCUCACAGUGGGAGAUUCUGUCUCACCACCGUGUACAGUGAAGGAAGAAGGUGGAGGCGAGCCUGAGAAGAUGAAAAAGAUGAGAAGGCAGUUCUCUGAGAAGAUUAGGGUUCAAGAAAGAACGACUUACUUGCAGAAGAAGGAACCUGUGGUUCGUCGGGAGAAGGGAAUUAGAGAAAGUUCUAAAAAGAACAAAACUGGUAGAAGUAGUUGUAAUAACAAGAGUGUCCCGAUGGGAGGGAGUUUGCAGAGAACUCAGACAUUACCUACUUACAUAGGAAGAGAAGGUGAUAGAAACGAGUUUGACGAUCAAGAGAGCGACGAUUCGAGAAUGGGAUACUUGAUCCGUGAAGCCAUCGCAAGCUCUUCUUCUGGGUUUACUACUCCAACGAAACAGAAUAUUCCAAAGAUGUCAAGCAUUCCAAGGCAUAGACCACCGAGAAACUCGAGAUCAGAAGAAGCUAUUAAAGAAAUGGCUGUCAAGUCACAAGGAAGUAAAACGCUGCGUAAGACGUUGAGCAGCAUCGAUACGAAAGAGAUUAUGCCGUUGAAGGAGUUGGACAUUACUGAACCGGAGAAGAAAGUAGUAAGAGAUGAUGAAAAACAGAAGAGGGUCGUGAAAAGCCGGUCGGCAGUGGUUGUGGGACAGCCGAUACCGGUUUGGGUUCCAAAGGAUUCGAGAAGAGACAUGAAAGCGCAAAUAAAGUUUUGGGCUCGAACCGUGGAUAGUAAUGUUCGACAAGAAUGUUAACAACAACAAAUGAUUAUCUAUAAAUAUAUACAGUAACUUCAUUUCUCA